GUUCGAAGGAAACAACAUGGAGCGUGUGCCUCCAAUCAAAUGCAUAUUUUUCUCCGAAUUCCACACGACUGCAGGACCGAUAAUUACAUAUCAGGUUCCUGAAGACUAUUUGUCAAAAGAGGCAUUUGAUACUGUACAUGUAUACAUCAUCACAAAGCCUCAGCUACAAAACAGGCUAAUCACUAUCAAUGCACUUGGACACAAGAUAAUGGGCUGUCCUGUAUGUAUAGAGAACCCAAAGUAUCCUAGAAAUAUGCUCAUCUUUAACUUGUGCCUGGUUAUAGAUGCCACAGCCAGCACAGCUCCUUUUGAAAUUAUUGUCAAGAAACUGGCGGGCUACCUCACCAACUUAGAGCUUGAAAAUGAGUUUCUGUCCAAUGAAGAGCAAAAGUCUACUCUACCCAAUAUAAUGUCUAGAAUUCUCUCUGAACUCAAUAUGUCUGGAACCUGUAACAUCCCAAUAAAUAAAUCAAACACCAUCCACCUGAAGCUAGUCCUUCCACAUGAAGACGCCUUGGAGGUAGCAGACCACGAUGUGCCAAUAUUUCUCAGUUCUAAGAACAACUUUCAGAGAAAUCAGUGGGAUCUUACAACACAGCAGGUGAGUUAUUAA
Molecule: messenger RNA, 613 nt
Organism: Lingula anatina
Lineage: Eukaryota; Metazoa; Brachiopoda; Lingulata; Lingulida; Lingulidae
Product: GATOR1 complex protein NPRL2
Biological process (GO): positive regulation of autophagy; negative regulation of TORC1 signaling; cellular response to amino acid starvation
Cellular component (GO): GATOR1 complex; vacuolar membrane
Molecular function (GO): GTPase activator activity
Source: RefSeq, a predicted model, not a curated record